GCGACAUGACCACAUGGCUUGGUGCAACGAAAGCCAAACAGGAGACUAUAGUAUAAAGAAAGAUUAAAGUGGAAGAUCAAGCAUUUGUGACUGCAAAUUAGAAUGCAAACAUGAAAAAAAAUGAAACUUGCUUAGGCAUGAAUUAGAUGAAGACGAGGGGAAAUUGGAGGGAAGAAAUAAUUAGAAAUGUCAUGACACCUUAUCCAGCUCUUGUUGUAUGGAUUGCAGUACUUAGUGAAAACCUAAAGGGAGUUUCUUGUGAAGAGAUCAUCUUACAAAAAUAGACCUCAGGCUCUGACACUGUAUGAGUAGCGGAGUAUCAGUUGAAAAUCUGUCCUUUUAAGUAACUUGUUUUAUGUCACUGACCUUUGUUUCUCAGGCUUUGUGUGCAGUGUGUCAAAAACACAUCUGGUUCCUUGUUGAGUAAACUGUCAUACAGUGUGGAAGUGUAUUUUUCAGUGUCUCAGAGCUGCACUGUUCUAUCACUGUACUGUGAAAGCAGGACUGUGAGAGUGGCAGGUUGUGCAGUAUCCCAUCCACCUUGACAGGGAACCCUCUCGUUUAAUGAAGUUAUCUCUGGGUGAGGAAAUUGCAGCUGCUUCCUGUGCUGAUCCAUUUACAACAGCUUUCAAUCACAGAACAAAGGACGGGGUUAUACACUUGGCUACCACCAGCGGGGGUGAAAACUGGAGUUCAUCUGCCUGGAACCUGCAGUCUUCUGAUUCUAUCUCUUUUUUGUUUUUUACAACAGUGGUUUCAACUCCCUUUGUGUGUCUGACCCAAAGAGCCAUCUAAGGGAACAGACGACUGCUGCGAGUAUCUGCAUGUGCUACAGACUUGUCUCUGAAGCACUGGAGUGUAGGCAUGCAUGUAAGGCAUUGCUGUCCUAGUUACUUUCACUCUGGCUUGCUGACUUUUUAAUGUUUUGUAAGUAAAAGCAUUUCUUCGUCUUUCUGCUGUCAUUGAAAGCAGUGGGACCAAGACAAAUAGUCAAUUUAAACUUCUAAAAAACAUCCCAUUCAUUCUCAAAAACAAAGCAAAUUGAUAGUUAACAAUUCUCUGUUGUCUGCUGCCUGUAUUGUUAUAGUGACCAUGUUAUAAUAGUGGCUGUGAAUUGCAUAGAAUUUAGAGGGAUUGCUACUGGACAAGGCAUUACUGGAUUUUACAUUAAAUGCACUUGGACUAUAGUUUCCCAUGGGCUGUGUUAUCUGACCUUUUUGUUCAGAGAAGGCUGUGUACAGAGACAGUCUUUUGUGUUACAUAAUGUAUCAGAAGUGUAAAGAAGAAAAAAGUUGCUAUUUGAAAAUAUUGUAGCUCCCCUCCCUUUUGUGUGGGAGCUGUACAUUUGAUCCCUUGCACGCUGGAUGUAGAACAGAAAGCAGAAAGUCACAUUCGGACACUGGCAACAGUAUGACUGUGAAAUAAAGAGCCCUUCUUGCUCCACAGCAGAGAGAAUAGGCUUUAUUGAUGUAAUUUGUCCAAUACAGGGAAUUAAAAAAGAAAAAAAAGACAAGUCCUAGUGCUGUUGAAAACAACAGUGGACAGUAUCAGCUUUUUAAACUGGACUUUUAAUUCUUAUGUUUUGGUGUAGGAGUUGUACUGAUGAAGGCUCGCAGACUUUGUUGAACUCAAGAUAAAAAGGCCCUUUUGUUUGCCUUUGGAUGUUCUUAAGUGGAUAUGCAAUGAAUCCAUUGUCAUUUAAAGAGUGCAGUAAACUGAAGAUUCAAAGUGGGUACAGAAAAAAGGGAGAUGUUGCACUUCAUAUUUGGAAAAGGAAACACUGAGAGAAAGGAAGUAGCUGCCUACCAUAAAAAACAGUUAUUUUCAUCAUAUAUGUAAAAUUGAAAGUGCAAGAAAUACUACAACUGUUGGUUGCUUUGUUAGGUGCACUUUUUAAAGAAAAUGUCGAUUUAAGGCAUGGUGCAAACAGAGUGCUUUUAUUCGUAAGCUGCAUUGAUGCAGGGAUUUUUGUAAGCAAGUUGGAUUUUAAGGACAUUUCUUCUGGACAUGACAGCUGAGAACCCAGGGCAUGCAAACUUUGCUUCUAAGCAAGAAGCGCCUCACUGAAAAGGUACAGUGAGAGAGAAGAGAGAGGUGUAACUGAAGGGAGAACAGCCUUUGUUUUAUUUUGGAAACUGCUGCUUAAGGGAUGCCAGGGGAAAGAAUUCCAGACAUGGAUGACAGAUUGUGGAUUCUGGAAGAUCUGAACAUGCUCUACAUCAGACAGAUUGCGCUAAGUUUAGAGGACAGUGACAUACAGAAGAAGAUUGACUAUGAGAUCCGGAUGCGGGAUGGGACUUGUAAGCUUUUGGCUGCAUGCACACAAAGGGAACAGGCACUGGAAGCCUCCAAGGGUCUGCUGACUUGCAAUGCUCGCAUUAUGGCAUAUAUGUCAGAGCUGCAGAAGAUGAAGGAGGCACAGGUCAUGCAGAAGAUGGUGCGACGCCCCUCAGAUUCUGGUUUGCUUGAUGAUCGAGUGCCCUGCAAAGGAAAGGUUGCCAUCUCAGACCUCAGGAUACCACUGAUGUGGAAGGACACUGAACACUUCAAAAACAAAGGAGAUCUACAUCGCUAUGCUGUCUUCUGCCUACUGCAAAUUGGGGCUGAGAUCUACGAUACUGAGAUGGUGAUGGUCGACAAGACUUUGACAGAUAUCUGCUUUGAAAAUGGAGUUGUCUUCAAUGAUGCUUCUCCCGAUUUCGAGAUGAAGGUAGAGAUUUACAGCUGCUGUACUGAGGAUGACUUUGUUGUAGGUGGUACUCCAAAGAAGCUGGCCAGCAAAUUGAGCAGCUCACUGGGACGUUCAUCAGGACGCAAGGUGCGGUCAGCACUUGAUGCAGCUGGAGGAAGUCCGGUUUCUAAUGGUGGGAGCAGCCCUAUCUUGCUUCCAAGUCCUACAGUCUGUGGCCCCAAGUACCAUUUACUUGCCUACAUGACGGUUACACUUUCAAGUGUACAAGACAGUUUUCGUACACAUGAUCUCACAAUCUUAGGAAAUGAGGAGUGUUCCUUCUGGCUUCCUUUGUAUGGCAGUAUGUGUUGCCGACUUGCUGCCCAGCCAAUCUGCAUGACACAGCAGAUGAUGUCAGGCUUCCUAAACCUACAGGAGCAGCAGUUGGUGGGUAAUGAUCUGAAGUGGACCAAGCUGUACUGUGUGUUGACAGGAACUCACCUAGUUUGCUACCGAACACCAGAGGAGGCUAAUACGAAGGCGGAGCCAGCAUUCACCAUUGCUGUUAACAAGGAGACUUCCAUACGAUCAACAGAUAAAGAUCUAAAAUGCACAGACCAUAGGAUAUCAAUAACCAACAGAUAUGGAGGGGAGAAUGUCACACACAUACUGAGGUCAGAGAGCAGAGAGGAAGUCAAACGGUGGAUGGGGGCCUUUCGACAGCAUCGUUAUGAUAUCAGUCAGUGGAAACAGUGCUGUGAUGAGCUGAUGAGAAUUGAAAUGCCUCCCCCUAGGAAACCACCUGCUAUGCUCUCUAAACAGGGAUCCCUGUACCAUGAGAUGGCUAUUGAUAGUCCAGAUGAUAUAGCAACAGUUACAGACAUACUGACAAAGCGGAUGCCACAGUUUGAUCUGCAAAGAGAUGUCGAAUCACCCCCUUGGGUGUCUCUUUUUGAUGGCCACAAUAAAUCCAAUGUUCGUAGAAAUUUUCUGACCUCAUCAGAUAACAGCAUUACCUCAGAUAGCGACAGUGCCUAUAGUGCAAGUCCUUGUUUGUACCGUACUCAAAAGAUGCACCUGGACAAUAACUCCUCAGCAAAUGGUACAGCCAAGGAACUUAAAGCUGGCAACCUCAGUGAGAGCAUGGACAAGCCGUGCAGUAUCCGUCCUCGCACUCUGUCUCUGGAUGCCAAACUGACAAGCCUAAAGAGUCGCUCACAGAAAGUCGAGCCUAUUCCUCGCAAGCUUAAUGUGUUUUCUUGUACCAGUUCCAGUGGAAGCAGUAGCAGUGGAAGCACUACCCCAGAUUCUGAGACUGCUUCUUUCUCACGACCAGCACCUGGGCGACAGAGUCUUCGAAACAUCCGUGCUAAACUGGAUCCAAGAAACUGGCUACAGACACAGGUCUGAUGGCAUAAGAGUUGACACAGUGUGGAAAUCAUCACCAUUUGGGAGCAAGGGGACAGUAAUGGUUGAAUAUUUCAAGAUUAUUUUCAAGACUUUCAUGAAAAUAGCCUGCCAUACAAAAAUAAUUUUGUGGGAGAUGUUAUAUGAAUUGGGAGGAGCAAGAAGCCCAAAACUGGAAAUCAAAUCAUAAUUACAAAGACAUUAUAAGAGGUCAUGUGUCUCAUGUUUUUUAGUCAAAUUUUUGUUUUAGGCCUUUAAAAUUGUGCAUCACUGAACUUACUGGACUUUACUGGUUUGUGCAUUUGUGGAUAACAACAACAUUUAUAAGUUUUAUUAGAAUUUAAAUUCUUCACUCCCACUUUGUUGUUUGAAUAUAUGUAAAUGUCCACUUGCCAGUAACAGAAACUGUGACAACUAAUCUUAACUUUGCCAAAGCAUAUUAUUAGACUACACAGAACAUAGAUUUAGUCCCUUACUGUCAGAUGUGUUUUAUGUUGGAUAAAAUGCAUAGCAAAUUAGGUUAAAUGUAUGUGUUCUGAAUGCAGGCACCUCAUGUGUGUUAUUGUUCUACAGCUGUUUAUAACUGUUGACUUCCAUUUCACAGUUAAAUGCUCCCAAUAUCAAUUACCACUGUUAAAGCAUAUAGUACAUAUUCUGGCUGCACGAACUGUUGUCAUUUCAUACUAUGUGCACUGACUUUUUUUUCUGCCACCUAAUAUGCCACCCUCAGCAUAGCUGGUUUUCUUUUACAAAAACGAAAGGAAAAACACCACAAAGAAUGGAAUAUCAGGUGUGAUUGCACUUUUUGAUCAAACUGUGGUAGAGGGGUAAGAAGAAGAAAUGGAAGAACAGAGUAAUAAAAUGAGAUAUUCAUUGAUUUUUGUAUUCAACAUAAAAUAAAUAUGAAUAGAUUCCUGAGCAACUUGUAUUCAGUUUUAAAGUGCUUAUUAACAAAAGCCACAUUGUAAAAGGUACUUACUGCAGUACUUUCUUGCUUGGGGGCAACUGCAUAGAUUCUUCCAUUAUUAUUUCUUCCUCUCCUUCCCCCAGAAGCACUCAUAGCCCCAGAGGCCAAGUAAUCUGCAGUCCAAAUACAUCUUGGUGAUGGGAUAUAUAUUUUUUGUCACAGCAGUAUAUCAGAAAUCAUUAGAAAUGUGUUGUGAGGGCUGCCUUUCUUUCACUUCCAGUCUGUAUCUUUGCAUCUUUAUUACCAUUUCACGUUCUUCUUGAUGACCUAUUUGGGAUAUUGCUAAUGUGAUGAAAGUCACAUGGUGCUACAUGCUUACAAGCACAAGAGAGAAGAUAGUGCCUUAACUGGCAAAUGCUUCUUCCCACUCAUUUUGGUAUGUUUUACAUAAAUGUGCAUGCUGCUCUGCUUUGUAAAUGUAAUAUGAUAAGCAAUUUCUUGCAAAAUUGCAUUGAAAAUUGGUGCAUUACUUAUGGUCUGGUAGCAGAACAAUGCAUGGAAAUGCAGGCAAUGCCCGAAGUCUUUUUUGAAUCUUCCUGGAAUCAAACACAUUAUAGCACGUACCUUGCUUCCCACCACUUACUUACUAGCUGUGGUCAUAACUAGUCCUACAGGUGCAGGUCUACCUGAGUCCUUUUCUGUUUUUGUGUCCUUUUCUUUUCAUUUUUAAACAGAUCUGUUAAAAAGAUUUCUGCAUUUUUGUCUGAAUAUGGUGCUUCUGUUAUUUGAUGGUGGCAGUUUGUGUAGUCAUAGAAGUGCCUGCCACAUGUUGGUAAACAGUUUACAGAAGCAGUAAUCUUGCUUUAUUUAAUGGAUAUUUGAACAGUACAGAUUUCAGAUUUACAUACCAGCUGUAGUUACAGAUAUAUCCUUUUCCAGUCAUGGCCUGGAUGGCACUUCAUACACACUGAGUACCACUUUGUUUUUUAUGCAGGAUUCUUUGGUACUGUAUAACGUGGACUUUAGCAUGUAUAGGGCUUGAUGUAAAUUCUGUGGACAUUUGCAGCAUUGCUCAAAAUAUCUUUGUAAAGUUUGUACAUCUUGUGGGUUUAGGAAUGUUGUUACUUUCAAAAUUUCUGUUUAAACUCAAAACUGUUCCACUGUGGAUACACAGAGUUAAGUUAUAUUGCUCAGUUGUACACAACAACUGUUUUGAUAUUAUUUGCAAAGGUAAAUGUGGAGAUAAUUUAAUUAUAUACUGUGUUAUUAUCAAUUUAAUGCUACUUUUCACUUCUGUUGUUAAUUAAGGUUGCUGCCACAGCAUUUGUACUUCUCAACAUCAGAAUUAACUUUUGAGAAGAAUUCAAGAUUUGACAACAGUCAGGGAAAGUAUCAGAAAUGAAUUUUAGGCCAUUUAAUUUAUGUCCAGCAAAGAGCUGCUCAGAAUGGAAAUGCAGGUAUGUUAAAGUUGACUGGAAGAAGGAUCUGAGGUAGUAGUGAAGUAGGCAGAAACAGACUUGUGAUUUUUGGCAUCCCGUUUAUUUUUGUUGUUGAAUGUUCUGGUAUGUCUUGAGAUCUGAAAUGAAAUGAUGUGACAUGGCAUUGAUUAGAUGGUACCAGCAUUCCUGGUAUGAAGUUGUAGGUUUAUUAAUCCCGUGCAUAUAUUAUGUGAGUGCCUUUACUGCAACUUUCAGUAAAUAUGCACUCCGGAGAAUGUUGGUAUUAAAAUAUUGGCCUAGAAUAUGCAAUAAUACAUGUUUAAUGUUCUGAACAUAAACAGAAGAUAAUGCGGUAUAUUUGGCUAUUACAUUUUGUAUUGUCUGCCUUGGCCUAUUUUUUUAAGCACAUGGCUAAAUAACAUUUUUGUUACUGUAAAGUUUUCUAAUUUAAAAAAAAAUGUUGAUUAAAGUAUUUUGCAUUAUG
Protopterus annectens (West African lungfish) is the source of this 6908-nucleotide messenger RNA. It is a transcript of the gene RTKN, whose product is annotated as rhotekin. Lineage: Eukaryota; Metazoa; Chordata; Ceratodontiformes; Protopteridae. The transcript is spliced from 12 exons. Gene Ontology annotation, cellular component: actomyosin contractile ring. Bases 2150 to 4081 code for a protein of 643 amino acids. Gene Ontology annotation, biological process: septin ring organization; mitotic cytokinesis; actomyosin contractile ring assembly. The record is from RefSeq and is a predicted model, not a curated record.